Pogonomyrmex barbatus (red harvester ant) is the source of this 3475-nucleotide messenger RNA. RefSeq names its product fatty acyl-CoA reductase wat. Gene Ontology annotation, molecular function: alcohol-forming very long-chain fatty acyl-CoA reductase (NADP+) activity. Lineage: Eukaryota; Metazoa; Arthropoda; Insecta; Hymenoptera; Formicidae. Gene Ontology annotation, biological process: long-chain fatty-acyl-CoA metabolic process. The record is from RefSeq and is a predicted model, not a curated record. Gene Ontology annotation, cellular component: peroxisome.
GAAAAGUCGUCGAGGCAGAAAAGAGGAUCGAUAGAUCCACGCGCGCGAGGAGAAAGUUAUUACAUAUAUAUAAAUAUAUAUAUAUACCUACCGGUAUUCACGUCCGCCCGAUUGCCUGCCUAUUUGCCCGAGCACCUGCCAGCCGCAAUCGCUCGUCUUGCCUGCCUGCCUGUCCGCUGUCAUCGUCGCUGCGAGCACGGAUUCUUUUUGUCGAUCAUCUCUCGCUAUUCAAUAAGUGUCUUCUUUUUAAUCGUCGAACGCGACACUCUGGAAUUUCCAACGUUUCAUCAUCGCAAAUCCUCGUGCAAAGUCACACCCGGAGAUCGGGGGGAGGAGGGUUGGCGCCUUUUGCAAUUUUCCUCCUAAAAUUUGGCCAACGCGUAGCUCCAGCCAUGUGGUCCCCGCUUCUUCAUCUUUCCGCGUACAAAUCCGUGAAAGAGAUGGUGGAGGUGCUCUUCGAUCGAAUCGACGGCCAGGAGGUGACUAUCGUCGAGUCGGACUGCCUGCCAGAAUCGCCGACGGAAAACUCGCCGGUCAACGAGAAGUUAACGCCGAUCCAGGAAUUUUACUAUGGCCAGAGCAUUUUUAUCACCGGCGGAACCGGUUUUAUGGGCAAACUCUUGAUCGAGAAGAUCCUCAGAACGUGUCCUGGAGUAGCCUCGAUCUACCUGCUGGUGCGCCCGAAGAAGGGCAAGGACGUGCACCAACGCACCGAAGAGAUCUUCGAUGACGAGGUGUUUUCAAAGCUCAGAGAUGAACAGCCCAAAUUCCGGCAUCAAAUCGUCGCCAUUGCGGGAGACUGCAGUCAACCGAAUCUUGGGAUAUCCGCACAAGAUCGUGCCACUCUCAUCCGGGAAGUUUCAAUCGUUUUCCACGUCGCAGCCACGGUCAGAUUCGACGAGAAGUUGAAGUUAGCAGUGCCCAUUAACGUCAGAAGUACGAGAGAUGUAGUAAAUCUCUGCAAGGACAUCACGAACUUGAAGUCUUUCAUACAUGUAUCGACCGCAUAUGCAAAUUGUCCGCAAAGUGUGAUCGAGGAGAAGUUUUACGAUCCGCCAAUAGACUCUGACAAGCUAAUUGCGCUAAUGGAAUGCAUAGAAGAUAAGUUGGCUGAGGACAUGACCCCGCAUUUAUUAGGAAAAUGGCCAAACACCUACACCUUCACGAAAGCAGUUGCCGAGAACGUGAUUAGGAAACAGGCUACCGACUUGCCAGCUGGCAUCUUUCGUCCAGCUAUUGUAAUCUCAACAUAUCGGGAACCUACACGGGGUUGGAUCGAUAAUCUGUAUGGUCCUACGGGAGUUGCUGCCGGUGCUGGAACUGGAUUGCUUCGAUCGAUUCAUUGUGACGGCUCAGUGCAUGCAAAUGUGGUACCUGCCGAUUUAACGGUCAACGCUUUAAUCGCAUGUGCGUGGGACGUGGCCAACGAUCAAAGAUUGAACAACAAGUCGCACAACAACAUUCCGAUUUAUAAUUACGUGUCCACGGAUAAUCCAAUAACUUAUGACGAGCUGAAAGAUAUGUCAACGAAAUAUGGUCUCGAGAUUCCCUCCUGCCGAGCAGUUUGGUAUUACAGUUUUAGAAACAAUAAGCACAGGAUGGUCCAUCUCUUUUUUGUAUAUUUCUGGCAUCUGCUUCCAGCUUUGCUGCUCGAUACUGCAACACUUUGUAUAGGAAGACAACCCAGGUUGCUUAAAGUUUACAAGAAGAUACACAAAUUUAUGGAUGUGUUGAAUUAUUUCUCCACGCAAGAGUGGAAAUUCACUAAUAAUCGGUUGCACACGCUGAUGGCGAAGCUUACAUCCAAAGAUCGCGAACAGUUCUACUGCGAUAUACGAGAUGUCGAUUGGAAUACUUAUUUUGAAACUUACAUUCGUGGGAUAAGAGUGUACUUAAUUAAAGAUCCUUUAGACACUCUGCCACAAGCACGCGUCAAAUGGCAAAGAUUAUACUGGAGCCAUCAAGUGCUGAAGCUCAUAUUGACCUACGUCGCUUUGAAAUUCUCCUGGAUGAUCAUAUCCAUGAUGUUCGAUUCUUUUUACCCGACAGUGUGAUAGAAAUGAUAGGAUUAAGCCCGAAAUCUGAAGGACAUGCGCCUUGGGAAUGUCGACCUGAACGGUGGAGGGUGUCUUUACACACGCGUUCUUAAAGAAAAAACGAUUCUCAGAGAACUGUGAAGCUUUCAUAAAAACUGGAGUGGGAGAAUUAAAAAAUUAUGGAGGAUCAUGUCGUAACACUGCAUACCCAACAAAUUGUGUUACGAAAGAGAAAUAUGAUGUAUAAACAACAUGAAAUGUGAUAGAGGGACAGUACAACAACAACAAUUUCGAUUGUAUUCUAAUUUCGACGAUCUUCGUACAGGUAAAUUGUAAGAAUUAUGUAUCUUGUUUCCAAAAUAGAUUUUGUGUUACUUAAGAUUAAACUUUAAUAAUACACGACCCAUAAGUUCUAGGAUACUCUUAAAAAUAAAAUAAAAGAAAAUAAAAUUAUAAGUUUUUCCAUUUUCGUGAUAGAUAUUUUAUAGCUAAAAAGAUCAACAGGCUUUAAGCUUAUAUAUGGAAGAAAAGGCGGCAUCUUUUUUUUCUAUAUAAAAAAAGGAAGAAGAAGAAGUUAAAAAGAUCAAAUUAUAGUUGUAUUGCCAAAGUAAAAAGAAGUAAAUAAGAAUGUGUCUUAUUUUAAAGAGUGUUCAAGAAUUUAUGAACGAUAAUGUAUGUGCCUUGUAACACAUUGGUAAUACAUUAUGUAUUAUAUAAUGGCGUAUUAAAUAAUAGUGUCUUCGGCUGCGGCUGAAUAAAUCUUGAUGAUGUAAAUAGACGAUAUAUUACUUUUUUUACUUCUACUUAGUUUUUUAAUUUGUCGUUCGAAAGUUUAGGCGUAUUGAAUUCUCGAUUGCAACAUCAGUUUCGACGGGGUUUGACGAUUAAAGAAAACAAUUUCCCGCGACGGAACAUUAGUAGGACAGAGGUGAAGGUGAGUCAAUGCGCGGACUCAUGAUUUAUGUAAUCCGAUUAAUUUAAGCAUGCUCCUUGUCAUUGCUUAUACUUAUUUUACGAAUCAGCAUUUUACGCGCAUAAUUGUUUUGACAAAGGAAGAAAUGCUUAACAAGCGAUGUAUUAUCGUUCGUGCAAAUAAAACGUGCAAGAGUAAAGAGACACGUACUUUAUAUUUGAUAAUUUAUAAUCGUAUACUUUGAUUUUACUGUCAGAUAUUCAGAUGCACGUGAGAUAAAAACGCACGUACCAAAGGGCUCUCAGGCAUUUGAGAGAAAGCGUAUUUUGUUUUGACAGUCGUGACGCAGAUUGCCGACGUACGACACGCGUGUGCGAUCAUGCGUGCCCAUGCGUAUGGCAAAGCGCGGGUACAUGGCGAUGCAUAAUGAACAGUCGAAAUGCAACAACCGUUUAAGUAACGUGUACACUCGUCGCGAACGAGUGCGGGACCGUUAAAGAAUGCACCGCGGAGAGAAACGAAAAAA